AGAAGAUCCAAAUCUCAGACUAAUUCUGUAUUAUAUAAUAAUGAGCUCCACUCUUAUAUAUCUGAUUUAACACCUAUUAAUAACUCUAUAGAAAAAAUAAGUAGUGAAGAUCUGGAUGCAUUAUAUGAAAAAGAAGCCAGAAGAGAUAAGAAAAAUAAAGCAAAUAUGACUCGUUUAUUAGCUACUACUUAG
Messenger RNA from Dentiscutata erythropus, 192 nucleotides. The record is from the annotation of a GenBank genome assembly. NCBI's taxonomy places the organism in Eukaryota, Fungi, Glomeromycota, Glomeromycetes, Diversisporales, Gigasporaceae.